Paramecium pentaurelia is the source of this 1697-nucleotide messenger RNA. Lineage: Eukaryota; Ciliophora; Oligohymenophorea; Peniculida; Parameciidae. The record is from the annotation of a GenBank genome assembly.
AUGCUCUAAUAAUCUCAAAAUAUUGAUUACUUGUAUAUACCUACUAGUAAGAAUUUAUAAUCACUCCUUAAAACCUAAACUUUUUGGACUAUUGGAAAUGUUCAAUCAGCUUAUCUUAUUAAGUCUUAAUUAGUAAAUCUAACUAAAAGUCAAAAUUAUGAAUAUGCAUUAACUAAAGAUGGCUCAUUGAUCAAAUUUGGACAUCAAAAAACUAAAUAUUGCAAUCUUUUCAAUAGUCUAUAUAUACUAUCUUAUACUGAUAAGAGUUUUUUGUUGACUUCAUAUGAUAGAGUAAAAGAGUAUCAUUGCACUGACCAAAAAUAAUUAAAAAAUUGGAUUGAAAAUUUAAUAAGGUUUUGUGUAACAAGAGGCCAGAUCUAAACUAGAUUUAGAUUCUUAAGUCAAAUCAAUAAUGGCAAUUAUUCAAAAGUACUGUAUUUUAAAAAAAGGGUUAUCUAAUCGAGGACAAUAAGUAGAGACAAUUUGUGUGCAAGACUUUCCAAAAGACUGAUUUGAUCAAAGUUACUAAACUUAGAGAUUCUGUAAUUGGUGAAAUAUUAUUAUUAAGACCUAUUGAUCAUCAAAAUGUGAUUAAAUUAUUAGAAAUUCAUGAAGAUAAUAAAUAAAUAUAUUUGAUAUAUGAAUAUGCAAAAGGGGAAUUGUUUUAAGAAUUUUAAAAGAAAAAAACUGAGAAAUCUCAAUUUAGUGAAUAAUAGAUUAGCAAUUUUAUGAAAUAAAUUUUCGAAGGUCUUAAACAUAUACAUUCUCUCAAUAUUAUGCAUAGAGACAUUAAAUUAGAAAAUAUUCUUGUAAAAGAUUCUUAAACUAUAGUAAUUGCUGAUUUUGGAUUAGCAGCAAAAAAAAUACCCAAAUUCGAAUAUAAAAAAUAUGGAACUCCAGGGUAUAUUGCUCCAGAAGUAUUAAAUUUGAAAAUUUAUAAUGAAAAAAUUGAUAUAUUUAGUGCAGGUGUUGUAGCUUAUAUUCUAAUGACUUAAUAACCUUUGUUUUCAGGAAAUACAAUUAGUGCUAUUUUAAAUUAAAAUACAGCAGGAAGAAUUGAUUUUAAUAAUUCGAAAUUUGUAAGUCUUAGUAAAGAUGCAUAAUCAUUUUUAAAAAGAGUCUUAUGUCUAGAAGAAAAUUAAAGACCAUCUGCAGUAGAUUGUUUAGAUUCUCCAUUUUUAUAACUCUAAACACUUAAUAAUGAAAUAGGAACUCCAUUAUUAUAAAAAAAAGAAGUAAAUUGUAUCAUAAUUGAAUAGGUUAGAUUAAGUUACUUAGGUUCAUCUGUUUUACCUGAAUAGAUUAACCUAUCUAAAGCAAAAAGAAGAUCUAUGAGAUAAUAUAUUUUAUUAAAAUAAGCAAUUAUUACUGAAAAAUAGAAGACAUAAUUUAUGUAAUAAAUAGCUGAAUAAUAAUAAGGAGAUGAAGAAGAUUAAGAAAAUCUAAUUGUAUAAGAAACAGUAAAAAAUGUAUAAAUAAUUAAUUUAAUUUAGAUUGCAGGGUCUUUUUAUACUGAGACAAAGAAUGGAUAAAAUAAUGAAUAAUUAUAAGAAAGUGAUUCUAGUGAGAGCAUGAAUGGAGAAUCAUCUGAGAGUGAUGAUGAUGAUGCCAAUUUAUUUUUAGAGGAUGAUUCAUGUCAUAAUCUGUCCUCAAAACUUUCUCAAUUAGGUGGGAUUGAAAUAAAAAUGAAAAGAUGA